CCAAAGCUUCACCCAUCUUCCCUUCUCUCCCUUCCACAAGGGAAUUCUCAAACUCAGACUCUCACACAGAGAGAGAGAGAGAGAUCCCAAUUCAAAUCUCAUCAAGCCAUGGCCCCUCCCGCAGCUUUUAUCGUUGGUGUUUUCGGAAACAUCAUCUCCUUCAUGUGCUUCCUAGCACCACUGCCGACUUUUUACAGGGUGUGUAAGAAGAAAUCGACUGAGGGGUUUCAGUCGGUCCCGUAUGUGGCAGCCCUGUUCAGUGCAAUGCUUUGGAUAUUCUAUGCCUAUAUCAAGACUGGAGAAUUUCUCAUCAUCACCAUCAAUGCCUUCGGCUGCGUCAUUGAGAUCAUUUACCUUGUCAUUUACAUCGCUUAUUGCCCCAAGAAAGCCAGGGUGUUCACACUGAGGCUGAUCCUGCUGCUGAACUUUGGUGGCAUUUGCAUCAUCGUCCUUCUAACUCAUCUCCUAUCCAAAGAGCGUGCAGCCCGUAUCAAGCUUCUGGGUUGGAUUUGCGUGGUCUUCUCAACUAGUGUUUUUGUUGCGCCUUUAAGCAUUAUUAGAGUGGUUAUUCGCACCAAGAGUGUGGAGUUCAUGCCCUUCACUCUUUCUCUCCUCCUCACCGUCAGCGCCGCUAUUUGGCUUGCCUACGGUGUUCUCCUCAGAGACAUCUAUAUCUCUCUCCCGAACUUUGUGGGUCUUGCUUUUGGGACGAUUCAGAUGGUGUUGUAUGCAGUGUACAGAAAUUACAAGCCGCCACAGGAUCAGAAGCUCCCAGAACACAAAGGGGACAUCGAAAAUGGCGUCGUUGCGACCGUGACCACAGUAGAGGAGAAACAAGUAGUCAUCUCGCAGCCAGCUGGAGAUAUCGAGGUUGGAGAGAAGAAGGAGAAUGAUAAACAAGACCAGACAGAGCAGAACAACAACAACAAGACUGAAGGAAAGAGGGAAGAGAUCAGUUCGAAAGUUUGAGGAAAUUAACAUUUGGAAUUUCGGAUGUUGGUUCUGCGCUGCCUCUCAGGAUGAUCGACCAUCUCGCUAUCGCUCUCUCUAUCUCUGCGCGUCUGUCACAGAGACUUCCUUUAUACUUGCUUGUACCAUUUAAGAAACGUAUAUAGGGGGAUCGGAGGAGACGAUGUAGAUUUCUAUAUAUCUGUGUCUGUGAUCUCUCUAUAUAUGAUUACUUUAUAAUAUAUAUGCUUCAAUACUUUCAUGUAAUUUUUGUUUUGUUUACAUGUGAAGUUUCUAAAGCCCUCAUAAGGCAGUUUCGUACGAAUUGUCCCCGUGUUAAUUGCAAAGCUCAUAGCUAGCUAGCCUGCAUGAAGAGAUUCUGAUUCUGAUUA
Neltuma alba is the source of this 1340-nucleotide messenger RNA. Its product is annotated as bidirectional sugar transporter SWEET12. Bases 109 to 969 code for a protein of 286 amino acids. The transcript is spliced from 5 exons. Lineage: Eukaryota; Viridiplantae; Streptophyta; Magnoliopsida; Fabales; Fabaceae. Gene Ontology annotation, cellular component: membrane. The record is from RefSeq and is a predicted model, not a curated record. Gene Ontology annotation, molecular function: sugar transmembrane transporter activity. Gene Ontology annotation, biological process: carbohydrate transport.